Durusdinium trenchii is the source of this 459-nucleotide messenger RNA. NCBI's taxonomy places the organism in Eukaryota, Dinophyceae, Suessiales, Symbiodiniaceae. The record is from the annotation of a GenBank genome assembly.
AUGCCGACGCUGAGCGAGCAGAAGCGGAGGCGCCGCGAGCAGCUCUCGCGCGAGCAGGCCAGCAUGCAGCGGUGGUGGGAGAAGGCGCCGACCAUGCCGGGGGAAGCCUGCACGGCCGCCCAGCGGCGGCUCGCGGAGAAGGAGCACUAUACUGGUGCCUGCCGCCUUUUGCAGAGCAGCAGCUUGUCCAGGAUUGGUCUCGAUGCUGGCGAUUAUUGCAUCAGCCCACCACUGCAGGCAACGCGACUCUUGGCAUCCCGGAGCCACGAAGAGCUCACCAUUCCGAAGCGCGGCGCGGACUUCCGCGCGGAAACGGAGUGGCGCUUGCACCUGCGCCCGGCCUCGCCGUCGGGGCUCGGCACCGCGCUGCCGCCCAUCUCCGCGGCCCCGCGCGUGGCGCGGCGUGGGGCGGCGAUGGCCGUGACGCAUGGAGGGCCCUGGCGGAAGCAGGGGAUGUGA